AUGGAGCAGAACAAAAAGAUUGACACGCCGGUGAUAGUGGCGGCUCCGGCAACCGAGACACGAAACAAAGAGGUUCGUUAUAGAGGGGUAUUAAAGAGGCCAUGGGGAAGGUAUGCUGCACAUAUCAGAGAUACUAAAAUACGUAUAUGGCUUGGCACAUUUGAUACCCCGGAGGAAGCUGCCAGAGCCUAUGAUGCAGCAGCAAGGGAGCUUCGCGGUACAAAGGCCAAAACCAAUUUUCCUCGGACGCUGAUGCCGUUAAAUCUCAGCAACCACGGCGGUGGAUCCUCCGUUAGUACUGCUGCGAGUUUCACGGAUCUCAAACAAACCAAUCAAUCUCGCCGUUUACCUAUUACCGGAGUUUCUGCUCCGACGGCUGCGCGUGAUUAUCGUUAUUUGGAGGAUUUAACUGCGGCGGAAGUUAGUAACUGCGAACCAAGUAGUCAAAAAGGGACGGUGGCUUUCUUAGGUGGGGGUGAUAGCGUGAGUGGGUGUCCAAUGCAGAGUGAGUCUGAGUCAGAGUCGAUGUUCAGCUACAGCUUUAACCAUGUAGAGAAACCGACCAUCGCCACCAAGGGUCUCCAUUUGGACCUUAACCUUCCACCGCCACCGCCGGAGAACAUGUGA
Messenger RNA from Capsicum annuum, 627 nucleotides. Its product is annotated as ethylene-responsive transcription factor ERF096. Bases 1 to 627 code for a protein of 208 amino acids. Lineage: Eukaryota; Viridiplantae; Streptophyta; Magnoliopsida; Solanales; Solanaceae. The transcript has a single exon. The record is from RefSeq and is a predicted model, not a curated record. Gene Ontology annotation, biological process: regulation of DNA-templated transcription. Gene Ontology annotation, molecular function: DNA binding; DNA-binding transcription factor activity.